Arachis ipaensis is the source of this 1573-nucleotide messenger RNA. NCBI's taxonomy places the organism in Eukaryota, Viridiplantae, Streptophyta, Magnoliopsida, Fabales, Fabaceae. The record is from RefSeq and is a predicted model, not a curated record.
GGCAUGUUAAGUCUUAGGAAGAAACACAUACAAAACUUGUUAUAUAUAUUCUUGUUCAAUAGUAAUAGUGUGUUCUUCCUAACACUUACUCCUCCUUUUAUUUCUCUUCUUCUUAUUCUUGUAAUUAAGAAAGAAGAAGAAAAAUGGGGAGUGAAAAGGUUGGAAGUUGUGGAAAAUUCAUAGAGAGCUCAAAACCGUAUUUUGCAAUGAUGUCAUUACAAUUUGGAUAUGCUGGCAUGAAUGUUAUUACUAAGCUUUCUCUUAAUCAAGGCAUGAGCCACUAUGUUCUUGUGGUUUAUCGCCAUGCCUUUGCAGCUGCUAGCAUUGCCCCAUUUGCUAACAGGCCAGUGAUUGAUCAAAAUUUUUACUAUGCUGGGUUGAAGCUUACAUCCCCAACCUUUUCAUGUGCAAUGAGCAACAUGCUUCCGGCCAUGACUUUCGUUAUGGCGGUUAUAUGCCGGAUGGAAAAGAUAGACAUGAAGAAAGUGAGAUGCCAAGCUAAGGUAGUGGGAACAUUAGUGACAGUUGCUGGGGCCAUGCUGAUGACAUUAUACAAAGGACCUAUCAUGGAAUUGGUAUGGGCCAAACAUAGAGAAACUCAUCACAACAACACCAAUUCUUCAUCAUCAACAACCUCCAAAGGUUCCUCUGAAAAAGAUUGGUUCUUAGGAUGCACUUUCCUCAUCAUUGCUACCCUUGCCUGGGCUUCCCUCUUUGUUCUACAAGCCAAAGCUAUACAAACGUACAAGAAUCAUCAACUAAGCCUAACAUCACUUAUCUGCUUCAUAGGAACUCUUCAAGCUACUGCAGUUACUUUUGUUAUGGAACACAAUCCUUCUGUUUGGAGAAUUGGCUGGGACAUGAACUUACUUGCUGCAGCAUAUGCUGGGAUUGUGACAUCAAGUAUAUCAUACUAUGUACAAGGGUUGGUAAUUAAGAAGAAGGGACCUGUCUUUGCAACUGCCUUUAGCCCUCUUAUGAUGAUCAUUGUUGCCAUCAUGGGCUCCUUCAUCCUUGCUGAGCAAAUUUAUCUUGGAGGUGUGGUUGGUUCGAUCUUGAUUGUAAUAGGCUUAUACUCUGUUCUAUGGGGAAAGCACAAAGAACAAAUAGAAACCAAAAUGGGACAUCAUGAUGAUAAUGAUAUACAUUUGCCUGUUACAAAAGUUAGUGCUCAAAAUUUUGGAAAUGAAGACUCAAAAAAUGAUGCCACAGUAGAUCAUUGCACCCAAGAAAACUUUGGUCACAAAGAAGAAGUCAACAAGGAGAAGCACUCCUCUUCGGUUGUAAUAGGCAUGACUAACCAAGAGACAAAUUAAUAAAGGCUUAAAAUUAAAGUUAAAAAAAAAUGUUGAGUAGGAAAUGUUAACCCUUUUUUUUAUUUCUCAUCAGCCCAGGAAAAAAUUACCAACAACUUUGUUACCUUGUAGCAAUUUUAGUUUUCCUUAUUAUUGUAUGUAAAAAGGAUGUUACGUUGUUGGUUUUGUUAUUUGUAUCAACAAAUAAUUAUAUGACUCUUGUGAUAUGUAUAAGAGAUUCCAACUAAUCGAUAUGUAUAAGAGAAUCAUGUUUUUAA